UCUGCAAUGACAGUUCAUUCGGAGCUAAACCAAACUAUAAAUACUGUGUUUAGGGAUUUUGUUUUUUAUUGAUUGGAAAUGUGGUUAACAUUUUAUUCUUAACAAAAUGAGGAGGGGCUGUUACUAAAAAUGCAGAUUCCACUUCAGUACAUUUAUUAAAAUUGUGUAUUUACUAAAAGGGUCCUACUAGUUGGUGGGGAAAAAUAUACAAGUUUGUGCAUUUGGUUACAGCUUCUAAAUAGUUAACAAUUUUUAACGAAUAAGUGACCGGGGGGGGGGGGGGGGGGGGUUUGCCCUUAUCUCCGCAUCCCCUCGUCAAAUAAACACAACCUUUUGUCUCUGCUGUUGAUCCAGGCAUCUCGCCAUGACUAGAAUCCUGUUCCCUCGCCCACGGCAUCUGCCUUGUCACUCUGUUUGUGUAUCUUUAUACCGCCCACGUUAAAAUAAUAAUAAAUUCAGAGUGCUCCUUUGUCCUAACGCUUUUGUUGUCUUUGUGUUUGCAAACGAACACUGUGACCUGUUUUAAGUCUUUUUACAGGACAGUGAUCCCCUUAAGGAACCGGCUCGUCGUCCGAGAGGUCACUGUACAAACUCUGAUGGCAGUGGGUGUCACAGGUUGACAGAUUGCUUCACCAGUCUGUGCCUGAAAUUGAACUUGAUGCAGGGAGACUGAACUGUUAGCUUGGAAACGUUGCAGCUCAUUCACCUACUAACCCCCCCUAACACCAACAGAGAGAGUCCUACCUCCGAGGCAGGCUUGAGGCAUGGAGACUGAACUGCUCCCUCUCUCACCCCCUUGGGAGAGGGGGUGUUCCUUUCAGUCCAGGGCAGGCUUGAGGCAUGGAAACUGAGCUGCACCCUCGCCCCCCAAGAGAAAAGGUGCUUCCUCCAGUCCAGGGCAAGCUUGAGGCAUAGAAACUGAGCUGCACCCUCACCCCCCAAGAGAAAGGGUGCUUCCUCUAGUGAUGCAUUUCUUCAUAAGAUCAGCGCUUCUAGUAUGUAUGGGUGGCAUUAGUAAAAAGUACAGUAUAUCUUUAAUACAAGUGAUGUCUGCUGAACUGUAAAGGGUUGUUUUCAGUGCUCCUGGUUGUACAGACAUAAGCGGGUUGAACAAUUUGCCUACUAUUCAACGAAGGGGCGGAGCUUCACUCGAGUACAUAAAAAAAAAAAAACACACACCACAGCCCGUGUUAGUGCUACAGGCUGUGGGGAGAGAUAGAGUAUUAGAGUGCGUAUUCAGUGUGAUAAGCUUUCUUUUUUCCUGUUUGACGUGCAUCGGGGAAAAGUUACGGUGGAGUCGACACACGGCUGUUGCAAGUAUAAGCGUUAUUAAGAGGAAUCUUAACCGUGCAGACUCAAGGGAAGAAGGGAACCCAAGACAAAACGCAGAAUACAUAGGCAUCUCGGAUUUCAGUUUCAGAUUUGGCGUCUGCAGAAUGAGGCGACAAAAAACGAGGGUGUUGCUACCCUGCGGUCUUCGGCUACUGUAACGUCCCGCGAUCAACUUUGCAGCUUCUGUAAUAGCAACCGUACGCAAUCAGCCUUGCACUGUACUGCAAGACUAUUGGAUUCAAGAUAUUUAAAUACACACCAUUAAAUAGGAACUUCUUUUAGAAAUGGCAUCUCAUCACAACGUUAUGCUAGUCACGGCAAACGUAGGGUCGUUGUUUGAUAACCUGGGUGAGAUCGAGAGAGACUGGCUUCGAGAGUUUUACAAGACAGUCCACAGGCACCAGCCACGGUUCAUAGCCCUGCACUGCCAGGAGGUCGGGGGGAAGGACUACGAGCUGAAUAUGGACCACGUGGAAAUGUUCUUCAGAAACAUCUUGUUCAGCGAGGAAAUGAAGGAUUUUGACAGAGCCUGCGUGUACGUCGACAAGGAUUUCAAAAUCAAAAACAGCUUCACCGCACUGGGGAGCAUGUAUUUUAUUCACAAAUCUCUGAAGCAGAUCUACCACUAUGAUUUUAAAGUGAAAGAAUUUAAAGCAGUUUCUGGAAGAAACAUCCACCUGGGCUCCCUGGACAGCGUCUCCACGCUCGAAAAAGAAAGAUUCUCUAAGAAUUUCUGGCCGGAAGUAGGUUUCAAGUGGUCCCGGAAAGGCUACAUGAGGACACGAUGGAUAAUUCACAACCGUGGUUUUGACCUUGUGAAUGUCCACCUGUUCCACGAUGCUUCCAAUAUCGUGGCAUGCAGAACCAGCCCCUCUGUCUACUCGGGGAACAGAGAGAAAGCAUUCAGAUACAUAAUCAACAGGUUGUCUGAUAACAGGUAUACGCCUCUCCCAUUCUUCAUGUUUGGAGAUUUCAACUUCCGGUUAGACUUGCGGAGUCUUGUACAGGCCCUGUGCAGCUCGGUGGAGAUCAAGACUGUAAAGAAAGGAACGAACAACGAAGAGGAAAAGGUGAUCUGCAAGGAGAAAGACAGCGACCACAAGCUGGUCCUUUGCAUCGAGAAGAAAGUGUUUGAGUACCAGCAUCAGGCUGCCUUCAGAGAGGAGAACGGCAAAGCUUUUUUGAAGUAUGAUAAGGAGAUUGACCGCUACAGUGAUGUCGUCGGCGAGGAAGAGAUUCACUUUCCUCCCAGCUACCCCUACAGCGAAGACUACUCUCAACCCACCCAGUUCAUGAACACAAGGUGCCCGGCCUGGUGUGACCGAGUGCUCCUGUCCCACCCCGCCAGGCACAUCAUCCACAGGGGAGAGGAGGGGGAGAGCGGUGUAAUCUAUGACACUUUGGGCUCAAACGUAUGCAUGGGGGACCAUAAGCCCGUUUUCAUGUUCUUUGGAUUAAAGACCAACGGACAUUGAGACCAGACCUGGAGCUUUCUAAGAGGAACACCAGCAGCCUUUUAAACAAGACAUUUACUAGAGGGAGGGCAGAACAGGGGGGAGAAGAACUGAUCCCAAGACCUGCUGUGUAUACUGAAGUCCUGCACUUUGCAAGCGUUGCACACCAGCCAUUCACUGUGCCAGCAGCGCCACCACGCUAGUGACUGAAUGCGAUGGGCAGUACAUUUUUUUUAUUUUUUAUUUUUUUUAAACAAAUGCAUGCACGCAAGACGCGGUGCAUGUGCGUUUCCAUAUUUUGUCGUACUGUUGUAGGGGACAGUGUGAUGUGUAGGUUAAUGUACAGGCGUUUUUAUAAAGCAAGGUGUGUGUGUUUUUUUUUAAUGUAAUACUAAGAUAGCUAGAGGAGAGGAAACCACAGUUCUGUUGCUGCUAUGGAUAUUAGGCACCAGGGUUCUGUAAAGUGCCGGUCGCUGCUUACUUUAAAUCUGUAACAAAAGAAAUACGAUUCAGUUUAGCUGUAUAACUACACAAGCACUGCAUUGACAGUGAAGGGUUAGUGUGUUCAAACCUGCUGCCCCGUGCGUUUCUUAAACUGCAAUCACUGUAGGCCGUUUGCAAUGUUUACUCAAACAGGAUAAUACUAAUCUCCAACCAGCAGCUUUUCAUUUGUCAUGAAUAUACUCUCUAGUUGUUUUUUUUAAAUCCACGUAUUUAGUGAUUUACACUAUGUUAGAUCGUAUAGCUGUGCUGUGAAGCUAAGGGCGGUCGUGCUCCGAAUUUUUUCAUCUGCAAAUUCGUUCUUAACCCUUUAAUGCCUGCUGCACGCAGUUGUCUUGGAAUGUACAGCUAUGGUCAAAAGUUUUGCAUUACCUACGGUUUUAGGAUUGAGAUGUCAGUUAA
Polyodon spathula (Mississippi paddlefish) is the source of this 3689-nucleotide messenger RNA. Its product is annotated as inositol polyphosphate-5-phosphatase A-like. Gene Ontology annotation, biological process: phosphatidylinositol dephosphorylation. The record is from RefSeq and is a predicted model, not a curated record. The coding region runs from base 1617 to 2807 and encodes 396 amino acids. NCBI's taxonomy places the organism in Eukaryota, Metazoa, Chordata, Actinopteri, Acipenseriformes, Polyodontidae. The transcript is spliced from 16 exons. Gene Ontology annotation, molecular function: inositol-polyphosphate 5-phosphatase activity.